AUGUCCACAAACCCAGUCUGGUUCAUCACCGGUUCAAGUGCAGGUCUCGGCCUUGCGUUGACCCGCUAUGCAUUGUCCCAGGGCCAUACCGUCAUUGCGACAUCACGAAAUCCAGCGAGGACUCCAGAACUCGUGGCCGAGGUAGAGAAGCAGGGAGGGAAGUGGCUCACUCUGGAUGCGCUGUCGGAUGAGAAUAUCAUAAAAGAAACCAUGCAACAGGCAGAGUCGAUUUUUGGGCGCCUCGACAUCGUUGUCAACAACGCCGCGUACUGCGUACUCGGCUCUACGGAAGACGUGCCGGAUGCAGACGUCGUGACUCAGAUGCAAGUCAACUUCCUUGCGCCAUUGCGCAUCACACGAGCAGUGCUCCCAGGGAUGAGGAACCGCAAAUCGGGAGUGAUUUUGAAUGUCUCCAGCGCACAGGGGGUGUGCCCGAGUCCCGCUACUGGCAUCUACGCCGCCAGUAAAGCUGCCAUGGAAGCAGCGUCAGAUGCCCUUGGUGCAGAGGUGGCUCCCUUUGGUAUCAGGGUUUUGAUUGCUGUGCCAGGGGCCUUCCGCACCAAUUUUGCCAAUGCGGGGGUGUUGAGCGAGCCUUCUGAAGCAUAUGCCAACGAUCACCCCGUUGGCACCAGGCUUGGAUGGGUCAAGAGUCUGGGAUCCGGUGCCGCAAAAGGAGAUCCUGUGAAAGCAGCAAAAGUUAUGUUCGAAGCUGCGACCGGGACAGGUGACUUUGGUACUCUCGUUGCAAAGGAAAACUUCUUGCGAGUUUUAAUUGGGCCAGACUGCUGGCGGGUCGCAGAUGCGAAAAUCACCGAGUUCCGGAGGACGCUAGAUGCUCAGAAGGAACUCGCUGGAAGUACAAACCUGUGA
Messenger RNA from Exophiala bonariae, 870 nucleotides. RefSeq lists its product as uncharacterized. NCBI's taxonomy places the organism in Eukaryota, Fungi, Ascomycota, Eurotiomycetes, Chaetothyriales, Herpotrichiellaceae. Bases 1 to 870 code for a protein of 289 amino acids. The transcript has a single exon. The record is from RefSeq and is a predicted model, not a curated record.